Molecule: messenger RNA, 1428 nt
Organism: Serinus canaria (Common canary)
Lineage: Eukaryota; Metazoa; Chordata; Aves; Passeriformes; Fringillidae
Gene: WDR77
Product: WD repeat domain 77
Exons: 10
Coding region: 16-1122 (368 amino acids)
Biological process (GO): oocyte axis specification
Cellular component (GO): methylosome
Molecular function (GO): protein binding
Source: RefSeq, a predicted model, not a curated record
CCCGCCGCCGCCGCCAUGGAGGAGCCGCUACCGCCGCCGCCGCUGCCGCUGCCCCAGGCGGCCCCGCCGCCCGCCCCGUCCGACAGCGCGGCCCCCGCCGCCCCGCUGGAUGGGGACCUCGCGGCAGAGGCCGCCGCCGAGUGGAACAUCCCGCCCAGCGCGCCCGCCUGCAUGGAGCGGCACCUGGAGCGCGCGCACUACCGCGCAGACGGGGCCCUGCUGCUGGGCGCCUCCGGGCUGAACGGGCGCUGCUGGACCGGCUCGCUGUGGGUGUUCGCCGAGCCCCGGCGCGCCCCCAGCGAGGGCUUCUGCACCGCCGGCGUGCAGACCGAGGCGGGGGUGGCCGACCUGUGCUGGCUGGCCGACAGGGGCAUCCUGGUGGCCUCCGACUCCGGUGCAGUGGAGCUGUGGGAGCUGGAGGAGAACGAGAGCCUCAUCGUGAACAAGUUCUGUAAAUACGAGCACGAUGACAUCGUGACCUCGGUGUCGGUGCUGGCCGGCAGCAGCCAGGCUGUCAGCGGGGGCAGGGACUGCUGCGUGAAGGUCUGGGACAUCCCAGAGCAAACGGUGCUGCACUCCUACAGAGCUCACUCCGAUGCAGUGACAUGUGUGGCCUCCUGUCCUGGUAAGGACACUGUGUUCCUGUCCUGUGCUGAGGACAACAGAACUUUACUCUGGGACACCAGAUGCCCCAAACCAGCUACCCGAAUUGUUUGCAGUGCCUGUAAUUACCUCCCUACCUCAGUCAUGUGGCAUCCACAGAAAAGUGACAUCUUUGUCUUGGGUGAUGAAAGUGGAACAGUUGCACUGGUGGACACAAAGAAUCCUGACUCUGCCCUCAGCGCUGCCGUGCACACCCGAGGCAUCACAGGCUUUGCUUUCUCUGCACACAGUUCACCCUUACUGGCUUCCAUCAGUGAAGACUGUUCAGUUGCUGUUCUUGACUCAGACCUCUCAGAGGUGUUCAGAAACCAUUCUCAUCGAGACUUUGUAAAAGGCUUGUCCUGGUCUCCUUCAGAUGAUGCCUUGCUCACUACAGUUGGAUGGGAUCAUCAGGUUUUACAUCACACUGUCCCCCUACCAGCUGGUGAAGCUUCUGGAAUCAACUGUGUAAAAGAAUAGUUUUAUAAACUCGUGGUCCAAGUUCCUUGCUGGCAUCACUUUGAUUCUGCUGAAGUCGCAGGUGUGUGAGCUGGAGUGGGGUCUGGUGUCUGCCUCCAAGCUUGUGGCUAAGAAGGUUCCUGUAGUAAUUUUGAAUUAGGCAUACAUUAGUUGUAAGCCAAGCUUUACCCUCUCCUCAGGAGUGGCUUCUCCUGUAAUAAAAGACUUUGGUUUUACUCAGAAAAAAUUGACUUCAGGCACAGAGGAGACUGGGAGAGACAGGGAAUUAGGUGUAAUGAAAAAAGAAAUAAAGUCAAAAAGCCUUGA